Molecule: messenger RNA, 979 nt
Organism: Myotis davidii
Lineage: Eukaryota; Metazoa; Chordata; Mammalia; Chiroptera; Vespertilionidae
Gene: CABP2
Product: calcium binding protein 2
Exons: 7
Coding region: 150-764 (204 amino acids)
Molecular function (GO): calcium ion binding
Source: RefSeq, a predicted model, not a curated record
CAGGUGAAUAAAUCAUGAGGGGCCCGGAGCAGGGCCGACAGGACAGCUGACCUCAUUCCGGGAGACGAGGAGCAGGCACUGGGUGGACCGGGGAGACCAGAGUGGGGCGGUGCCCCUCGGCCAGCAAGAGGGGCCAAGCCCUCGUCUCCAUGGCCCUUCCUCAGGACCCAGAGGGUGACAGCCUCCCUCCGGGGGACCCCAAGACCUCUGAGGACACUGCGGGGCCCAGCCAGGCCCCUGCCAGCCACGCAGUCACCAGGCGGCGGCUCCUGCUGCGGGAGCUGGAGGCCCAGGUGCAGGCGGCCUUUGGGCAGGACCGGGAGCUGCGGCCGGAGGAGAUUGAAGAGCUGCAGGCCGCCUUCCAGGAGUUUGACCGAGACCGGGACGGCUACAUCGGCUACGGGGACCUGGGCGCCUGCAUGCGGACGAUGGGCUACAUGCCCACUGAGAUGGAGCUCAUCGAGAUUUCACAGCAGAUCAGUGGCGGGAAGGUGGACUUUGAAGACUUUGUGGAGCUAAUGGGCCCCAAGAUGCUGGCGGAGACGGCAGACAUGAUUGGUGUCCGGGAGCUGCGGGAUGCCUUCCGAGAGUUUGACACCAAUAGGGAUGGCUGCAUCAGCUUGGGUGAGCUCCGGGCGGCCCUCAAGGUCCUGCUGGGGGAGCGCCUCACCCAGCGGGAGGUGGACGAGAUCCUUCAGGACAUUGACCUCAACGGGGACGGCCUGAUCGACUUUGAAGAGUUUGUGCGAAUGAUGUCUCGCUGAGCCUGCACAGCAGCUGGAGGCAGCGGAGAGGACUUGAGACCACAGCCGCUGCCCACGAGUGUGUUCCUGGAAGCCCACUGCCUCCAGCUGGGACCCUCUGUCUCUUCCCCCUAUUCCCCAUCUGUGUGCAAUGCCCUUGUCUGCCCUCACCCCACCCCCACUCCCCCACCAAGCCCAUCUCUGUUUCUCUGACAAUAAAGUACCGUCAGACCUGG